CUUUUCCUCUAAAUUCUCUUGCUCUCCGUAUUUAUCUAUAGGCUCUAACUGACUCUCCCAAAAAUAAGGACCUAUUCCUUUGUCUCUUUGAUUUCUCAGUUUCUUUCUCAAUUGUUUUCUUUCUCAUUUUUCCUUUCGCUCUCUCCAUCAUCUACGACAACAUGGCAAACGCAGCAUCUGGAAUGGCUGUUAAUGAUGAAUGUAAAUUGAAGUUCCUAGAGUUAAAAGCAAAGAGGAACUAUCGUUUCAUUGUGUUUAAGAUUGAGAAUCAGGAAGUGGUAGUAGAGAAACUUGGAGGUCCAGAAGAAACUUAUGAAGACUUUAAUGCUUCUCUCCCUUCAGAUGAAUGUCGUUAUGCUGUCUUUGAUUUUGAUUUCACCACUAAUGAAAACUGCCAGAAAAGCAAGAUUUUCUUCAUUGCAUGGUCUCCAGAUAUAUCAAAGGUGAGACAUAAGAUGGUAUAUGCUAGCACCAAGGACAGAUUCAAGAGGGAACUUGAUGGUAUUCAAGUUGAGUUGCAAGCAACAGAUCCUAGUGAAAUGAGCUUUGACAUCAUAAAAGCACGAGCACUAUAAAAAGUGUUACCAACAAAGACCCUUCAUUAAUUAAUUAAUCAUGUUUUAUUCUAAUUAACCGUACAGCUACCUUUUGCAGCACUAUUUAUUUAUUUUUUAUUUUUUGUUGUCAUAUUUUUCUUUUAUUUUGUGUCUUAAUGGUAUAUGGUUAAUUCAGUAAAAUAAUAGGGGGGAAAACACACAUUGCAAUGCAUUUCAGAUUAAAUUAGAGUACUUUGCUUAUUGUAUACAUUACAUUAUUUGGCUUUCUAAAAGUGCUAUUAUAU
Cicer arietinum (chickpea) is the source of this 841-nucleotide messenger RNA. RefSeq names its product actin-depolymerizing factor 7. NCBI's taxonomy places the organism in Eukaryota, Viridiplantae, Streptophyta, Magnoliopsida, Fabales, Fabaceae. Gene Ontology annotation, biological process: actin filament depolymerization. Gene Ontology annotation, molecular function: actin binding. The record is from RefSeq and is a predicted model, not a curated record. Gene Ontology annotation, cellular component: actin cytoskeleton.